Molecule: messenger RNA, 838 nt
Organism: Juglans microcarpa x Juglans regia
Lineage: Eukaryota; Viridiplantae; Streptophyta; Magnoliopsida; Fagales; Juglandaceae
Product: OVARIAN TUMOR DOMAIN-containing deubiquitinating enzyme 4-like
Exons: 7
Coding region: 23-595 (190 amino acids)
Biological process (GO): protein deubiquitination; endoplasmic reticulum unfolded protein response
Cellular component (GO): nucleus; cytosol
Molecular function (GO): cysteine-type deubiquitinase activity
Source: RefSeq, a predicted model, not a curated record
UUUUAUUUAUAAUUUGAUUGGAAUGGAAUUCGAUUCUCGGAUGGUAGCUUUUGGACCACAACUCAGAAAGGUAUGGACGAGUUCUGUAACCUCUGGAGUGAUCAAAGUUAGCCUCCUUCACGAAACUUCGCUUGGUAAUGACCCAGCUCAAUUCCGGAAAAUCUGCAUACCUCGAGAUGGAAGGUGUUUGUUCCGGUCUGUAGUUCAUGGUGCAUGCCUGAGAUCAGGGAAGCCAUCCCCAAGUGAGAGCCAUCAGAAAGAAUUUGCAGAUGAGCUCAGAGCUAAAGUAGCAGAUGAAUUCGUUAAGAGGCGAGCAGACACUGAAUGGUAUCUCGAAGGAGAUUUUGACAGGUAUGUUGUAUAUAUGCGGCAGCCUCACAUUUGGGGAGGAGAGCCUGAGUUGCUGAUGGCCUCCCAUGUCCUACAGAUGCCAAUCACUGUUUACAUGAAGGGCAAGAAUUCUGGUAGCCUCAAAAUUAUAGCUGAAUAUGGUCAGGAGUAUGGCAAAGAUAACCCCAUCCGUGUCCUUUACCAUGGUUAUGGACACUACAAUGCAUUGCGGAGCCCAAUCGGUGGUGCAGAAUCCAAGCUGUAGUAACAUAUCUUGCCUGUUAUUUAUGCUUUACAGCAUAACUGAAUACAUCAGAAAUGGUUUAGGAAACUCAUAUCUAAUUCUAGUUUAAGGUCACUGUUAAAGUUGCCUUGAUAUCAUGAAUUAAUGUUCAUAGAUCAUCUAGGUAUCCACAUCUCUGCUACAUUUCACCUAUACAUGUGUCAAAAUGUAUGCAACAAUUUGUAGUGCAGACUGAAAAUGACUGAUUAUUUAGUUGUAGCGUCU